AUGAAGGGCUCUAGUAAAGCUAUUAAGCUGGUGCUGGAACACUUGCAAUCGACAGGAAGAGUACUUGGAACUGUGGAAACGAAAACUUCUGCUGGAAUAAACGAAAAAUCAGCUUUUAGUGAUGGUCAUCAGCAAGUGCAGGUGAAGAAACCUUUGAUCUUACAGUAUAGAAGCUACAACCCAUAUUUGGUCAAGGAAGACUUUGUGUCAAUUUUGCCGGAGAAUCAAUACAAAAACCGCGGCCAAUUUACCAAUGGGCUCGACUUUCAACUAAUCAAGGUGAGGGACCCUAAAUAUUUUCAAUUCAAAGAUCAGUACUACUUGUUGUUUAAUGAUCAUAAUUCGCUGGUCGAGUACGCCAAUCUGACGAGACUCUCGCGAAUAAACAAAGUUAGGGUGAGAAUGACACCAUUGAUGCAGCCCUUACCCAAUUUGAUGACAAAGUUCCAAAGAUAUUCACAAAAUCUACAUAACGCAUUCCAGUCGUCUGAGAAAUAUUUUGAAGGAUUGACCGAGAAAAUUGAGCCAAAGGAUAUGAUAGACGUGACCCAACUAUGGCGCGUUCUUGAUUCAGUACGUGAGAUGGAACGUAAAUCCGUGUUAGUGUGGAACUUACCCACUGAACUACAGUCGUUUAAUAUAUUAAACUACUUCUGGUUUUACAAUAUAAGAUCAAACUUCAAGAUAUUCUGGGAUGACGAGAUGAAGAGAAAUCUCCAGUUUAUAUCUUUUGAAAACUCAAACGAUGCGUACCGCUUUAAAAGAAACUAUCAUGGUUUGUUAGCAAAGGAGUUACUAAACCCGCCGAAAAAGGAGGAAAGCACACUCGAGACGGACUCUGUUAUAGACGAUUCCAAACUAUUAAUCGAGCAUCUAAACGAAUGA
This is a messenger RNA of Saccharomyces eubayanus, 885 nucleotides long. It is a transcript of the gene PET54, whose product is annotated as Pet54p. The coding region runs from base 1 to 885 and encodes 294 amino acids. NCBI's taxonomy places the organism in Eukaryota, Fungi, Ascomycota, Saccharomycetes, Saccharomycetales, Saccharomycetaceae. The record is from RefSeq and is a predicted model, not a curated record. The transcript has a single exon. Gene Ontology annotation, molecular function: nucleic acid binding.